AUGUGUUUGAUUCAGGCAUCAGUGACAUUCAGGGAUGUGGCGGUGGACUUCACCUGGGAGGAGUGGAGACACCUGGAUCCUGCCCAGAGGGACCUAUACAGGGACGUGAUGUUGGAGACCUAUGAAAACGUGAAACCCUUUGAAUGUGAUGAAUGUGGGAACAUUUUCAGUGAGAGGAGAAACCUUAUUAGUCGUCAGAGGACUCAUACUGAAGAGAAACCAUUUGCAUGUGGUAGAUGUGGAAAAAGUUUCAGCCAGAGGGCGCACCUUAUUAGUCAUCAGAGAAUUCAUACUGGAGAGAAGCCAUUUGCAUGUAAUGAAUGUGGAAAAGGCUUCUGCCAACGGGGACAUUUCAUUACACACCAAAGAAUUCACAGUGGAGAGAAACCCUUUGAAUGUAAUGAAUGUGGGAAAGCCUUCAUCAGGAGGGGACACCUUAUUACACAUCAGAGAAUUCAUACUGGAGAGAAACCUUUUGUUUGUAGUGAAUGUGGAAAAACAUUCAGUGAGAGGAGAAAUCUUACUAGCCAUCAGAGAAUUCAUACUUCAGGAAAACCCUUUUUAUGCAAUGAAUGUGGAAUAGGUUUCCGGCAUCGAGUAAGUCUUAUUAUUCAUCAGAGAACUCAUACUGGAGAGAAACCAUUUGCAUGUAAUGAGUGUGGGAAAGGCUUCAGACAGAGGGGCCACCUUAUUACACAUAAGAGAAUUCAUACUGGAGAAAAACCAUUUGCAUGUAAUGAAUGUGGGAAAACCUUCAGUGAAAGGAGAAACCUUCUUGCCCAUAGGAGAAUUCAUACUGGAGAGAAGCCCUUCACAUGUAAUGAAUGUGGGAAAGGCUUCCGAUGCAAAGUCAGCCUUAUUACUCAUGAGAGAUCUCAUACUGGAGGGAACCUGUUUGAAUGUAAGGAAUGUGGAAAGAGCUUCAGCUGGAGGGCAAGCCUUAUAAUCCAUCAGAGGACUCAUACUGGAGAAAAACCUUUCACAUGUAGUGAAUGUAGAAAGUCCUUUACCCGAAGGGCCAGCCUUAUCAUCCAUCAGAGAACUCAUACUGGAGAGAAACCCUUUGUAUGUAAUGAAUGUGGAAAAGGCUUUAGCCAAAGAGGGCACCUUAUUACACACCAGAGAAUUCAUACUGGAGAGAAACCCUUUGAAUGUCGUGAAUGCAGAAAAACCUUUAGUGAAAGGAGAAACCUUAUUACUCAUCAGAGAAUUCAUACUGGAGAGAAACCCUUUGCUUGUAAUGAAUGUGAAAAAGGUUUCCGAUGCAAAGUGAGCCUUAUUACUCACCAGAGAACUCAUACUGGAGAGAAAUACUUUUCUUGUAAUGAAUGUGGGAAAGCUUUCAGUGAAAGGGCACAUUUUAUUACCCACCAGAGAACUCAUACUGGAGAAAAACCCUUUGAGUGUAUUGAAUGUGGGAAAGCUUUCAGUGUGAGGGGAAGCCUUAAUAGACACCAGAGAACACAUACUGGAGAGAAACUCUUUGAGUGUAAUGAAUGUGGGAAAGCUUUCAGACAGCAAGGAAACCUUAUUAGCCAUCAGAGAACUCACACUGGAGAGGCACCAUUUUCUUGUAAUGAAUGUGGCAUUGCCUUUACCAAGCGGGCAUAUCUUAUUAAACAUCAGAGAACUCAUACUGGAGAGAAACCCUUUGCAUGUAAUGAAUGUGGAAAAGCCUUCAGCAAGAGGGGAUAUCUUAUUAGACAUCAGAGAAAUCAUAAAGGAGUAAAAACAUUUUGA
This is a messenger RNA of Trichosurus vulpecula (common brushtail), 1740 nucleotides long. RefSeq names its product zinc finger protein 624-like. The record is from RefSeq and is a predicted model, not a curated record. Gene Ontology annotation, biological process: negative regulation of transcription by RNA polymerase II. NCBI's taxonomy places the organism in Eukaryota, Metazoa, Chordata, Mammalia, Diprotodontia, Phalangeridae. Gene Ontology annotation, molecular function: DNA-binding transcription repressor activity, RNA polymerase II-specific. Bases 1 to 1740 code for a protein of 579 amino acids. The transcript has 3 exons.